AUGUCCAAGAACAUCCCCCAAGGCCUGCAGCAGGCACUCGACAACACCAAGGUCGAAUACCGUCAGCUCGGCAAAUCUGGCCUGCGCAUCUCCAACCCCAUCUUUGGAUGUAUGAGCUUUGGCGACCGUCGAACGCUCGAAUGGGUCAUUGAAGAGGAUGAGGCACUGCCUCUUCUCAAGGCUGCCUACGACCGUGGCCUGAACACAUGGGACACGGCCAAUGUGUACUCCAACGGUGUCUCUGAAGAGAUCGUCGGCAAGGCCAUCAAGAAGUACAACAUUCCUCGCGAGAAGGUGGUUGUCAUGACCAAGUGUCACUGGGGUGUUGGCGAGGAGCCCGAAACCCGUCACUUUGCCCUCCGGGGUGCCUUUGAGGCCUGCAAGGAGUAUCAGAACAACUUUGGUCUCUCGCGCGCCGCCAUCUUCAACCAGGUCGAGGCCUCGCUCCGCCGCCUGGACACGCCGUACAUUGAUCUCUUGCAGAUCCACCGCUUCGACAAGUCGACGUCCCCCGAGGAGACCAUGAAGGCGCUCCACGACCUCGUCCAGUCCGGCAAGGUGCGCUACAUUGGCGCCUCGAGCAUGUGGGCCACUCAGUUUGCGCGCCUGCAGUUUGUCGCCGAGAAGAACGGCUGGACACAGUUCAUCAGCAUGCAGAACCACUACAAUCUCCUGUACCGCGAGGAGGAGCGCGAGAUGAACCGCUUCUGCAACGACACGGGCGUCGGCCUGAUCCCCUGGGCCCCGCUGUGCCGAGGCCAUCUCGCCCGCAAGCCAGAGGACUUUCGCAGCACCCAGCGCAGCGCCAAGGAGGAGACGGGCAAGGCGGGCCAGUCUGCGCUCGAUCAGAAGAUCAUUGCGCGUGUCGUGGAGAUUGCCGAGAAGAGGAACUGGCCGAUGGCGCACGUCGCGCUGGCGUGGAUCAACAGUCGCGUGUCGGCGCCCAUUAUUGGGUUCAAUAGUGUGGACAGGAUAGAGCAGGCCAUCACCGCCAAGGGCAAGACUCUGACGCCCGAGGAGGAAGAGUACUUGGAGGAGCUGUACGAGCCAAAGAAGAUAGAUGGGCACAUGUAG
Emericellopsis atlantica is the source of this 1074-nucleotide messenger RNA. Its product is annotated as NADP-dependent oxidoreductase domain-containing protein. The coding region runs from base 1 to 1074 and encodes 357 amino acids. The record is from RefSeq and is a predicted model, not a curated record. Lineage: Eukaryota; Fungi; Ascomycota; Sordariomycetes; Hypocreales; Bionectriaceae. The transcript is spliced from 3 exons.